Messenger RNA from Centruroides sculpturatus (bark scorpion), 1717 nucleotides. RefSeq names its product probable tubulin polyglutamylase TTLL1 (gene TTLL1B). Gene Ontology annotation, cellular component: cilium. The transcript is spliced from 12 exons. NCBI's taxonomy places the organism in Eukaryota, Metazoa, Arthropoda, Arachnida, Scorpiones, Buthidae. Gene Ontology annotation, molecular function: tubulin binding; tubulin-glutamic acid ligase activity. The record is from RefSeq and is a predicted model, not a curated record. Gene Ontology annotation, biological process: microtubule cytoskeleton organization; protein polyglutamylation.
UGUUGCCAUAGCAACAACAUCAAAUCUAUUUCAUCUUUAAAAUUUGGUUGAUUUAGUGCCAUUUAUAAGGAAAUGUGUGAAAUAACGUAUUGCUGCGAUAUAGAUAAAUCUGUUUUAAUAUCUAAUUUCGAAAAAAGAGGAUGGUUGCCAGUUGGCCCCGAAGAAGAUUGGAAUGUAUACUGGGCAUCAGUUCCGACCGUACGUGCAAUUUUUAGUAUAGAAACUGGAUAUCGUCUUGGUGAUAAUCAAGUUAUCAGUCAUUUUCCUAAUCAUUAUGAAUUAACACGUAAAGAUUUAAUGGUGAAGAAUAUAAAAAGAUACAGAAAAGAUUUGGAAAGAGAAGGAAGUGCUUUAGCAGAAAAGGACGAAAAUGGAAAAUAUGUUCAUCUUGGUAAUAAAUAAUUUUUUCAAUGUUUAUUUUAGAUUUUAUCAAAUUUUAAUAAUAACUUUAAGCAUCGACACACAAAAACCUUUAUAAUGCAGCCUCUUAAUUCAAAAUUUACUAAUGUUUUUGCUCAAGGUGUUGGAAUUUUUCUCAUUAAUAAACUUUCUCAAUUGAAAAAAUGGUCUCGUGAUAGUGCAAGCUUUAAUCCAGCUACAGUAAAGGAGUCUUAUGUCAUAUCACGCUACAUUGAUAAUCCAUUACUCAUCGGAGGGAGAAAGUUUGAUUUAAGAAUAUAUGUUUUAGUCACUUCUUUUCGCCCAUUGAAACUUUAUGUUUAUCAAUUGGGAUUCUGUCGAUUUUGCCAUGUGAAGUACACUUGCAGCGUUAGUGAAUUGGAUAAUAUAUUUGUCCAUUUAACAAAUGUUUCUAUUCAGAAACGAGGUGAAGAAUACAAUAGUGUUCAUGGUGGAAAGUGGACUAUACAAAAUUUAAGACUGUAUUUAGAAGGAAUAAGAGGAAAAGAGACUACAGAUAAAUUAUUUGACAAAAUUAACUGGUUAAUACUUCAUUCCAUGAAAGCAGUUGCAAGCGUGAUUGUUAGUGAUCGUCAUUGUUUUGAAUGCUAUGGUUAUGAUAUCAUAAUCAGUAAUGAUUUGAAACCCUGGCUUAUUGAAGUAAAUGCAUCUCCAUCGCUAACUGCAACUACAUCAAAUGACCGAGUACUCAAAUCUAAAUUGAUAUCGGAUAUUCUGAACAUAAUAGUUCCCCCAAGUGAAUUGCCUGAUGCUCGUUGGAAUAGGACUCCAGACAAAUCUGCUUUGGGGAAUUUUUAUCUCCUUUAUGAUGAAGAAGCAGUUUUAGCUGAAUCUGGUAACAAAAAAGAGAUUUCCAAACAAAAAGGCGAAACGAGUCGUACUGGAACCAGAGGAAAAGAGAAGUCAGUGCCUCAUUGGAGAUGACAUACAAAAAAACGCAGCAAAAAGCAAAAUUCUAGUCACAGAUAACAUUAAACAUAAGUUAAUUACUCAAAUAAUUUUAAAUUAUAUCAACUUUAAAACACAUUUUACAAUUUUCUUAAGCUUAAUAUAAAGAAUUUAAGCUGUUACAAUGAAAAAUUUACUACUUAGCAUUUGUCACAGUAUUUAAAUUAUAAUAAUAUAAAAAAUUCUAAUUGAAUCAAUGUCUCUACUCUUGCCUUGUGAUGUUAACUUCAUCUUUAUCUGAAAUGACCUUAAUGUGAAAUGCAUUUUUGAAAUAUAUGUUAAAACUGAAGUAUUUUAAUAUUUCACAUUUUUAUAUUUAUGUAUUUAUUCUGCUGUAUAAAUAAAAAAA